AAAAAUACUCUCUAGUUUUUCUACUACUAUAUCGAGAUCCAAUCUUCAUACCCUGACUAUCUUCAUUUUCCUGGCUAUACCGUGGCCCAUUGUUCAAGCCAAGUGAACAGGUUGGUCAGCAUCCGCUGACGUCCACGAAGCUUGCAUCACGACAUCUACCUGAAACUCCUCCCCUGAAGGAGAGAAAACCGAACGAAAAGAAGAACAAGAAUAGAAAAAGAAAUACACCAACUCGAGAAAAACCUCACCCCGUAUCUAUCGGCAAUGGCCACCCUCCACGAAGCCCUCCAAUGCCUCUCGGCGACAACCUGGGACGCCGUCCCCACAGACCCGGCCGCUCUCCGCGCCUACAUGGCCGACAUCUCCGCAAAAGCGCACCUCAUCGUCAACAGCGUCCCAGAGCAACCCCCACCACCACCACCACCAUCCGAUAAAGAGCACACGCACACGCACACGCACACGCCCUACCCACCCACCCCAUCCUCCCCCACCGCACCCCAAAUCACCCCCUCCCCCACCCGCCUCAACACGCCAGACCCCGCCCUCCAAACCCUCCAUCAAGAAUGGGGCAAGCCCAUCAAAGUCUCCAGCACGCGCGACAACCCGCUCGACAUCCCCGUUUACAAGCUCUCCGGCGCGGACGGGCGGGGCUCAUGGUUCGGACGACGCAGCAUACAUCAGGGACUGCCGUUCGCGCGAUGGCAGGAGAAGCUGUCGAGUGAGAUGCUUGUUACGCUGGCGGCGAAUGAGGAGCGGUUGGGGGAGGGGAAGGUCGCGGAUCAGGCUGUUAGGGGGAUUGGGGCUGAGAGGCGGGUGGAGAGGGUUGAGGUUAGGGAUGGGGAUGGUGGGGUGGUGGGGCAUGUUGGUGUUUUUCAUGUGUCGGCGCAGUUUCCGAGGCCGACUACGCCGAGGGAUUUUGUGGCGCUGAUUUUGGAUUGGGAGGUUGGUGGGGAUGAUGGUGGUGGUGGUGGAGGGGGAAGAGGGGGGAGGAAUUGGAUGAUGGUUUCGAGGCCGUGUUUGCAUCCGGAUGUGCCGGAUAGGUCGGGGUUUAUUCGUGGGGAGUAUGAGUCUGUGGAGUUUAUUAGGGAGGUGGUGCCGGGGAGGGAGGCGGGGGCGAUUGCGUCGGCGGAGAGUGCUCGGGGUAGGUCUCCUGGAGAGACAGCCAUCAAUGCGAAGGAGGGAGGCCAAGUCGUUGACGGCGCAAACGAAGAAAUCAACCCCGUCGAAUGGAUCAUGGUGACUCGCAGCGACCCCGGGGGCAAUAUUCCACGCUGGAUGGUGGAGAAAGGCACGCCCAAGAGCAUCUGCUCGGAUGCCGCCAAAUUCAUCGACUGGGCGUGUCGGGAGCCCGAUGCAACCGCUGGCGAGAGCACGACAAACAAUAUGCGCAAGACGACUGGUCCGUCCCGGCGUGGCAGCCAGCACACAGCGGGAGUGGAGAGAGAAACCGACGACAGCGAUUCCGACAUGUCGGACCUCGGAAAUGUCGAGCACCACGGACUGAUCGCCAGCUUCGCGUACCUGCUCAACUCCGGCGUCGAGCGAUACGCGCCCCAAGCAGUACUGGACUACCUGCCGCAGCACUCACGGCACUCGUCAGCCCUAAGUCGUCCCGACAGCAGCAUCUCACAGCACAGCGACGGAGCCUUCAAGACCCCCUCAGGACAGUCCAUUACAGACGUCAACAACACCACCGCAACAACAAAAACAACAGCGGCAGACGCAAAGUCGCAAGUCUCGCAAAGCAAAGCGUCGAGCUCCGCCUCCGCCACCUCCGGCCUCGUCACGCCCAUCCUCGAAGCCGGAGACCACAACAUCCCGCCGGAGGAGCUAUUAAAGACAGAUAAAAAGGGCAAGAUGUCCUCGCACGAGAAGCAGCUCGUCAAGCUCGCGCAGCAGAAACGCGACGUCGAAGGCCAGCUGGACCGCGUGCGCGCCGACAUCCAAUCCCUCAACACCAACACCGCCGCAGCAGCAGCAACACCACCACCCCGAGACGAGGUCUCCAAAAGAGACAAAGCCUCCACAACAGCCCUAGCAGCAGCAGGAGGGGGAGACGCAACGAUCAGCGACCAAGCGAGCAGCAGCGCCGCAAGCACAAACCCCCCACCCCGACCCCCCUCAACCCAAAGCGAGACCAAGAGCAAAAAAGACAGCAAGUCAAAGAAAAAAGACAAAAAAGACGCAAACCCAGAAGAGGUGAAGAUCAAAAAGGUCGCGCCGAAGCUCUUCCACGACGAAUCUAAGCUGCUGAAGCAGCUGGGCAAGAUCGAGAAGAGCCAGGUGAAGGAGGCGUCGAAGAUUGAGGCGCGGAUGAAAAAAGACGCUGCUCAAGAGGAGAAGUCGCGCUCGCGCACGGAGCACGAUUACCUGCGUCAUGAGAACGAGCAUUUGAAGAAGGAGAUUGAGCGAUUGCGCGGGGAGAGGAAGCAGUGGUUGGAUUUGAUUGGGACGUUGCAGGAUGAUAAUAAGGAGCUGGCGAAGCGGUGUUCUGGGGAGAAGGCUCGGGAUUGA
Aspergillus campestris IBT 28561 is the source of this 2514-nucleotide messenger RNA. RefSeq lists its product as uncharacterized. NCBI's taxonomy places the organism in Eukaryota, Fungi, Ascomycota, Eurotiomycetes, Eurotiales, Aspergillaceae. The transcript has 2 exons. The record is from RefSeq and is a predicted model, not a curated record. The coding region runs from base 265 to 2514 and encodes 749 amino acids.